AUGCGGCACUGGGAUCCCGAGCAAAUCUGGAGAAAAUUCAACGACCCUCCCGACCCUUACUACGGCAUCCCGGAAAGCGGGCGCUACCGGUACACCGCUAGCAGCCAAAGCUACUCAAAUCACUCUGCCGGACAAGAUAUUCAGGAAGCCAGUCGAAGAGGUGAGCGAGGCUUAGGCGCUGAACUGCUCGGCGGCGGCGCCGGCGGGGCCUUUCUCGGGCACAAGAUGUCGAAGAAGCAUGGCGUGCUCGGUGCCAUUUGGGGAGCGGCAUUGGGCGCGAUAGGUGCGGAGAUGUUUGAGCAUCAUGAGAGGAGGGAGAGGGAGGAGAGGAGAGAGGAUAGGGCAUGGGAUGAUGGGUAUGAGGAUGGGGAUCGAAGAAGUGGUGGCGAUUACAAUGAUGAUGAGCGAGAGGAUGGGGAUUAUGAGGAGCGGCGGGGGUAUCGAAGGGAUGAUAGGGACUAUUAUGACGACGAUGGCUCUUCUUCUCCGCCUUCGGAUGAUUACGAAGAAGAGUAUCAAGACGAUUAUCAUCGGGAUGACUGGUGGGGUUGGAAUACUCGUGUCGAACAGUGUGGUAUUCUGAAUUCGUCUCACGUACCCGACAAGUCUGUGACCUCAACUCCACAUCUCUCACCCACAUCGCUGUGUCGUUUUAAGGGCAUGGCCCAUCGCUCUUCAGACGUGUCGCAGCUGGAUUCUCGCGCAGCCAUGAACAAAUUUCAGCUACAGCACAACGUGCUCGAAGGUCCCAUCGGUCGUCUCUUCUGA
Saxophila tyrrhenica is the source of this 768-nucleotide messenger RNA. RefSeq lists its product as uncharacterized. The coding region runs from base 1 to 768 and encodes 255 amino acids. NCBI's taxonomy places the organism in Eukaryota, Fungi, Ascomycota, Dothideomycetes, Mycosphaerellales, Extremaceae. The record is from RefSeq and is a predicted model, not a curated record. The transcript has a single exon. Gene Ontology annotation, cellular component: outer membrane.